Mauremys reevesii (Reeves's turtle) is the source of this 3426-nucleotide messenger RNA. Its product is annotated as transmembrane protein 79-like. The transcript is spliced from 4 exons. The record is from RefSeq and is a predicted model, not a curated record. Gene Ontology annotation, biological process: regulated exocytosis. Bases 239 to 1543 code for a protein of 434 amino acids. Gene Ontology annotation, cellular component: trans-Golgi network membrane; lysosomal membrane. NCBI's taxonomy places the organism in Eukaryota, Metazoa, Chordata, Testudines, Geoemydidae.
ACGAAACUUGACUCGCGUUUUCAUUCAAACUUGCAGCCGAGGCGGCGGGACGGAGCCGAGCCCGGGCGCUGCGCGGAGAGUCCCGGGGAACGCGAUUCCCCCUCCAUGACCGUGAGACCUGCCUGCCGGGAGAGCUGAUGAGCCCUGGGGAUCGGCAGGGACAGGAGGGGGGUCGGACACCCUGUUCUCUCCCCCGGCCUCUGACAAGUCUCUGCCUUGCAACCCCGCCCCUCCAGCCAUGACAGCCCCCAAGGCCCCGGCCAGCUGCCACCAGCUGCGGGAGUUUGACAGCGUCAAGGACUCCAUUGCUGACCUCAUCAACCAGCUGCAGGACAUCGACCCGAGCCGCCUCUCCUUCUCGCCCUUCCUGGACCUGGACACCCAGAUCUCCCUGGCACCUGUCUCCGACAGCCCCGAGUCCUCCGUCGAGGAGCUGCACUCCACCUCCGAGGAGGAGGCCUCCCUCAGCCUGGCUACAAGCGACUCUCCAGGGCCAGAGGCUGAGCCGGUGGAGGGGAUGCAGAGCCAGGGGGAUGGUUCUCUCCUGGGGGAGGGCCCCCGGCCUUCCACGGUGCAGGGGGACCCUGGGCUUCCUGUGGCAAUGGACCCCAAAGACCCCAUCCUUCCACUGGGCUGCGACCCACGGGAGACGGGCUGGGUGGGGCUUGGAGACAGCGUGGUGGUGGCAGUGCCCAAGGAGACCUGCUUCCUGGACAGGGUGGGGGCAGAGACCCCCAUGGUGCAGCACAUGGAGCAUCUGCCCACUGGCAGGGAGCCAAGCAGGGCGCAGCCCCAUAGCGAGGGGCCAGCAUGCUCCACGGCCAGUCGGCCUCUCCCCAGGGAGGAGCAGCCGUUCCUCGGCUCGGGUGUGGAGCCGGUUUCCUGUGGCCCCGAGGAGCCCGCCCCUCGCCCGCCAGGGAAGUGCUGCGGCUGCGGCACCAGCUCCCACCUGAAGGCCGUGUCCUCGGUCUUCGUCUCGCUGCUCCUGGCGCCCUGGGUCCUCUACGGACUCUAUUACCUCCUGCCCUUCGAGCCGCCGCUUUGCCCGGACCUGGCCAGCCGUGCGGCCUUCGCCCUGCGCUGCCUCCUCAUCACCGUGGUGCCCAGCAUUCUUGGUGCCAUGUUCGGGGCUCUCGCCAAGCUCUGCUCGGUGGCCAUCGACCCGCUGGACACACGCUCCCCGCCCGUCCUGCUCCACCGGCUGUACAUCACCAGCUCCACGGAGCAGCUUGUCAUCUUCGGCCUCAACACGGUGGUGCUGGCCAUGUUCCUGACCCAGGAGCACCUGCGCCUCAUCCCCGUCCUGGCUGGGCUCUUCUCCAUCGGCAGGUGCUGUUACUGGAUCAGCCUCCACGUCGGCAGCGCUUACCGCGGCUUUGGCUUCGGCCUCUCUUUCUUCCCGGCCCUGGCGAUGACCGGCUACAACCUGUUCUGUCUGUACGACCUGGGCUUCGCCUUCCUCUUCGCGCCCUCUCCAGCGGGUGGGGGCGGCGGCGGGGCCACGCCUGCCCCCCCGCGGGAGCCGGCGAGCCAAGGCACUUGAAGGAGGAGACGGCAUAGGAUGGGGAGAGUCCUGAGCUCCAGCAGCCACCACCGCCGAACAGCUGCUCCAGCCCAGCUUGGAUCAAUACACAAGGCAGCGUAAAGCAUCCCUGCUUCCGUCCAUCCCCAGCUGUGCCCUCCCACCCCCCAGCUGGGCAGUGCUGAGUGAUGGACGAGCCCCAGAGCUGAAGGCAACUUCUUAGCAACCACCGCAGUAAGGUCACUAAGACACCACAGAGCAGUAGGGCCCGGCCCUGUGCUACCAAACAGCGUGGGAAGGGCUUUUCCCAGCCCAACGCCUGCAGCAUGUGAAACUGCUCCAGCAAGCUCCUGCUCCCAGGAGAUACUGUAACUGACAUUGAGUCCUGGCCCUGGAGCUCCCCUUGGUCUCUCCCUCCCUCCCUCCAGCCCAGCCUUCCCCGGGGCUGUGCUGUGUGCCAGGGCACAGCUGUCUCUGCAGCCUGGCCAAGGUUAAUCUGAGCCCAGAGGAGAGGGGCUUUAGCCUCUCCCUUUGAUGUGGCCUGGUCCUACCUCCCUCUGGCAUGCUGCUGCAGCCAGGGCAGGGAGAUGAGCAACUGCAGUGUCCUAAUGACGUGCUAAGCCCGGCAGAUCAGGUCACGUGGGCAGACCUGGGCCAAAAACCUGGCUUGGUUGCCCUUGGAAAUUAGCCUGAACUCCCAGGAGAAGUCUCUGAAAUCCUCAGCCCUGUCAUUUUUCUUGCUCUUUCCUCCAUGGGGCCAGGGCACCUCACACACACUGCCCGGCCCCCGUAGCAGUGCCCAGAGGAGCCGUCCUUUCCUUUCUCUGCCACCCCCUCACGUACAGGCAGGUUACAGAACACCGACUGCAGGCACACGCCGGGUACUCAGUUGUGCGAGUGGCUGGGGGGUUAAGCCCUUCUCUGUGCAUUUAUGAUCCCAAAUACUCUUGAUCAAAGUGACUUUCUGAGUUAAGAGGGGCAGCGGUGGCUUGCUGGGAGAGAGGAUUUCAUCUCAUUCAGCAAUAAUCCAGAGCAGAGCAGUAGCCAGUGGACUUGAUCCAGCAUUGCCCUGCUCCUCGGGGUGGGGGGGUAUUUAAACCAGGGCAGGGUGCCCCCCGCUCCCAGAUGAGAAGGGUGACGAUGGGUAUAGAGGAAUGGGAAAGCAGGCUGGCUGGGGCAGGAGAGUGGAUGCUGGCGGGUGAGCUGUGUGGGAUGCAGGGGGCAGUAGCUGGUGUGACAGGAGACAGCUGUUAGUGCUGUUGGGGGGGACAUGCAGUGGUGUUGCUGGGCCCAGGACCUUACAGAGACAAGGCAGGUGAGGAACUCACCUUUUUUUGUUCCUCACCCCAGGAGUCAGGCCAAUAAAAGACAUCACCUCCCUCCCCUCGGCUCUGUCUGAUCACCAGGAAGAAUUCGAACUCCCCCACCACUGCCCGAGGCAGAAAACCACCUGCCAGGAUCUAGGCUUCCUCCCUGCGGAGGAUGAUUCGCCAGGAGGGAGUAUUCCCUUUCCUGGCUGAGCAGAGGUAACUUCCCCCUUCCGCUGUGCCCAGAGGGGACGGCCCCUGAACUGGGAAUUCUGAGAAGGGAAACUUGAGGCUAAGCUGCCCCCCCCCACCCCCCAAGGCCAAGCCCCUCAGCUCUGUUCCUGGAGCAGAAACCUGCCUCCCUCCUCUACUUGUACGACCACUGUGAAGGCCUGGGCCCAGCGCCGCAGCUGCAGGAACCCCCUUGAAAUCCAAGCUGAGGGUCCGGUCGGCCGUGUCCUGCGCAAAAAGGCCAUUACGUGUAGUGACGGCAGCCACCGCUCUGCUCAGCUGGUUCCUUGCAGAACCUACCUGGGCAAAAACCUCUGAACAAAAUAAAAUAUUGUUUCUACCUCUUCAGGCCCCGCCGCGUCUGUU